AUGACAAAGACAAGUAAGCAAGUGAAGCACUUGAAGAUGUAUUGGCUGAUGUUUUCGUCGUGUUCGUAUCCGGGGCCUCCGGGACCUGGGCCGGGUUCAAGCCAAAAUUUCGACGAUGACAAUAUUAGCCAACGAAGUAAAAGUAGUGUUAAACGUAAUUUAAGGCCCGUGAGGCGACAAAGGGACAAUACGAGAUACAAUAAGCACUCAAAUAGACGACGUAGUCUGCUAGAUAGUAACUUGCUAUGGAUAUUUCUUGGAUUUAUUUGGUUGAGUAGUCCGACGUUGGUCGGUUGUCGCAACGACGCGCCCCUGUUAGUUAGUAAUUGUGAUUUUGUGCGGCUCGAACGGAGUCUGCAUCGCAUGAAAGCGCCGAAAAUCACGCCAAAUAGCAACAAUAAUUGCACUUAUGUAAAAUUAAACUACUACGAUUACGUGAAUGACUCGUCAUCUAACGCUAAAACUAGAAAUAUGACUAAAAAUAAUUAUUAUAAUAAGAAUUACAGUGACUUAUCAUCAUCUUCUUCUUCCUCUUCCUCCUCAUUCUCUCCUAAUUCCGCUGAACUUUUUCCCGCUAAUACUAUUGAACCUACUCGUAACGAUAAUUAUAACUAUCUUAACGCUAAGAAAGACAAGAAGCAAUCAAGCCAGCAGCAAAUCGAUCAAAAAAUCAUCACGGAGAUCCGAUUGAAGGCAAUUAAGGCCCAAAUUUUAUCGAAAUUAGGAUUAAAGGCGAAGCCGCACGUAACGCAUACCGUGCCGCGUGACAUUGUGCUCGAGACAAUAAAUCGCGCCGCAUUCAUGUACGACAACAAUCAGAGUAACGAGCAUCAGAAUGCGCGGAAUUUUCUCGUUUUGAGUGCCGACGACGACACGAGCGGGAGAGUGGAUCAUAAAAUGACCAAUCAAUUUUACGAAAGGCAAGAAUUCGAGAAACAUCAUCCGGGCUACAGUAGUCAACAGGAUGCGACGACGAUGGAAAGUGAGGCAUAUCCACGACAAGAGUUUCCCCCGGAGCAGGAGCCCGAACCUGAAGACUUUUACGCCAAAACCAGCGAGAUUAUUGCGUUUGCGGGAAAAGGAAAAUUGCUGAACGGGCAACGACUUUUGGAGUUUUCCAUCUCGACGACGACGACAGAUGACAGGACGUUGAUGCAUCAGGAGUUGCGGGUGCGGAUGGCGAUGCUGUGGAUCAAAGUCGAUUUGAGACCGGGAACGACGCCGCAGCAAAAGAAGAAGUUUCGUCGACUGCAUCAGCACGACAAGAAAAGUCUGACGUUGUGGGUGUUUCGUCUCGUUGAGCCAUUCGACAAUUAUGGCGGCGGCUACUUGAACGAUAAGGAUUUUGAUCGUGCCACGGACUUGAUUGCAUUGCAGCAGAUCAAAAUGAGUCAAUUGGGCUGGCAGAAGAUAAAUUUGACGUCGGCACUGGGCAAAUGGUAUGCCGAAGGAAAAAAUCGCAAAUUACGACUCUUAAUUGAUUGUUCUGGCUGUGGAAGUCGCGUCGUCGUGCAUCUGUUCAAUUCCGAGCAAAGCAGUAGUCAGAGUGAAAAUCAUCCGUUUCUCGUGGUGCACAUCGUACCGAAUAUCAUCAAACGGGUGCGUCGACGAGCCUUCGAAUGCAACGGCGCCCUCGAGGGACAAUGUUGCAAGCAGCGCUUUUACGUUUCCUUCAAGGAAAUCGGCUGGGAUGACUGGAUCCUUGCGCCGCCCGGCUAUUACGCGAAUUAUUGUCGCGGCGACUGUGCCGGCAUCUUCCGAACACCCGACACCUAUUCCUCAUAUCAUACGCAUUUUAUCGAAGAAUACCGCAAAGCCGAAAAGUUGGAAGGCAUGAAGCCCUGUUGCGCCCCCACGAAAUUCUCGAGCAUGUCUCUCAUCUACUACGGGCCUGACGAGAAAAUUAUUAAGCGGGAUCUCCCCAAGAUGGUUGUCGAAGAAUGUGGGUGUCCCUAA
Culicoides brevitarsis is the source of this 1956-nucleotide messenger RNA. RefSeq names its product inhibin beta chain (gene Actbeta). The transcript is spliced from 4 exons. Gene Ontology annotation, cellular component: extracellular region. The record is from RefSeq and is a predicted model, not a curated record. Lineage: Eukaryota; Metazoa; Arthropoda; Insecta; Diptera; Ceratopogonidae. Gene Ontology annotation, molecular function: growth factor activity; cytokine activity. The coding region runs from base 1 to 1956 and encodes 651 amino acids.